Molecule: messenger RNA, 594 nt
Organism: Cooperia oncophora
Lineage: Eukaryota; Metazoa; Nematoda; Chromadorea; Rhabditida; Trichostrongylidae
Source: the annotation of a GenBank genome assembly
AUGUUUGCUGAUGAUAUCAGAAUCUAUUGUGUUUACGACAGUCAUGAGCAACCACAAAGACAUAAACUGCUAAGCCUAUCCACCGAGAAGAUGUUAGAAUGCACUGUCAAGGACCUGGGGAUUCUUUUUGAUGUACGGCUGGGAAUUGAUGAGCACAUUGAGAUGGUCGCGAAAAAGGCCAUCAGGUGUCUUUUCCUGGCAUUAAGGAAUGUGCAAUGUAAUGACCCCAGUCUCCUUGUCAGGCUAUACAACAUUUACAUCCGACCUAAUCUAGAGUAUGGAUUCAUUGUGUGGAGUCCCUGGAUGAAAAAAACACGAGAACAGGUUGGUAGGAGUUCAAAAAACGUUUACAAGACUCGCGUCCUACAGGCACUUCCAGUCUACCAAGAUCGCCUGAGAGCGCUAAUGUGGAAUCACAAUCCAUUACAAGAAAUUAGAGCGAAUCGUUUCAAUGCUGUGUUUCAUUCUUUCUUUUUCCGAGCGGCCAGGUGGUUGCGCAUGCUACCCCGUGAUACGCUUUCCUUUAGUAAUUCGAAAGAGUUCAAAACGAAAUCUGAUAUUUCCAGAAUUCUGAAAGUUGAGGAUGUACGGUAG